Messenger RNA from Cucumis melo (muskmelon), 1179 nucleotides. Its product is annotated as cinnamoyl-CoA reductase 1-like. The record is from RefSeq and is a predicted model, not a curated record. Gene Ontology annotation, molecular function: oxidoreductase activity, acting on the CH-OH group of donors, NAD or NADP as acceptor. Bases 87 to 1079 code for a protein of 330 amino acids. The transcript has 4 exons. Lineage: Eukaryota; Viridiplantae; Streptophyta; Magnoliopsida; Cucurbitales; Cucurbitaceae.
CUCAUCACAACUCACUUUUUAUCUUCUUCAAACUUUCCUCUCCUGAUUUCUUCCCCCCAUCCUUUCCAUAUUUUAAUUUUACCACUAUGCCGAUCGACACCACCGCAGUAUCCGGCGAAAUUGUGUGUGUCACCGGAGCCGGAGGCUUCAUUGCUUCAUGGCUUGUAAAGCUUCUUCUUGAGAAGGGAUACACUGUUAGAGGAACCGUUAGAAAUCCAGAUGACCAAAAGAACGCUCAUUUGAGAAACUUAGAAGGAGCUAAAGAGAGGCUUUCUUUGUUUAGUGCUGAUCUUCUUGAUUUUGAAAGCCUUCAAGCAGCCAUUAUGGGUUGUCAUGGCAUUUUUCACACUGCGUCUCCAGUCACCGAUGACCCUGACAAAGUGGAACAAGCAAUAAUCGGAACAAAGAACGUCAUGACCGCCGCUGCUGAAGCAAAUGUUCGACGAGUGGUGUUCACAUCGUCGAUUGGCACCGUCUACAUGAACCCAAACAGAAGCCCGGACACGGUGGUGGAUGAGUCUUGUUGGAGUGACCUUGAGUUUUGCAAGAAUACAAAGAAUUGGUAUUGUUAUGCAAAGACAAAGGCAGAACAAGCAGCAUGGGAAGUGGCAAAAGAAAAAGGCAUUGAUCUUGUGGUGGUGAAUCCAAUGUUGGUAUUGGGACCAAUGUUGCAGGAAGGAGUGAAUGCAAGUGUUGUUCAUAUAAUGAAAUAUUUGACAGGAUCAGCAAAGACAUAUGUGAAUGCAGUACAAGGUUAUGUUGAUGUUAAGGAUGUUGCUAAAGCUCAUCUUUUGGUCUAUGAAACUCCCUCAGCCUCAGGAAGAUAUAUUUGCGUUGAGAGUAUGCUUCAUCGUGGUGAAUUGGUUGAAAUUCUUGCCAAUUUGUUCCCUCAAUAUCCCCUUCCCACCAAGUGUUCUGAUGAGGUAAACCCAAGAAAGAAACCUUACAAAUACACAGUUGAGAAGCUGAAGUCAUUGGGAAUGGAAUUCACACCAAUUAAACAAUGUAUUUACGAAACUGUGAAGAGCCUGCAAGAAAAGGGCCAUCUUCCACUUCCCACCUCCCAAAUUCAACAUUAAUUAGUGUUAUCCCUACUGUUUGAUUUGUAAUUUUUUGGAAUAUUUAAUUGCAUUCAAACUCAUUUUAUUCCUCAAAUAAAAUUAUAUGAUAAUUUCUUUA